AUGUCUGAAGCAAUCAUUGGCUUGAUCAACAAACUUCAAGAUGCUCUUGCGCUUGUAGGUGGAAGCGAUAAUCUAGACUUGCCUCAAAUAAUCACUGUGGGCGAGCAAAGUUCAGGAAAAUCGUCUGUUCUCGAGCACAUUGUUCAACGCGACUUUUUGCCUCGAGGAAGUGGCAUUGUCACUCGUAGACCUCUUGUCUUACAGCUAUUCACAGCUUCAGACACAACCGAAUAUGCAGAAUUCCUUCAUUUGCCUCGUCAGCGAUUUUAUGAUUUUGAACAGAUUAGACAGGAAAUUAUUAAAGAUACCGAAAGGAUUGCUGGAGAGAACAAAUGCAUUUCCAAAACACCCAUUCGAUUAAAGAUGUACUUGAAUAACGUUCUCAAUCUUACUCUUAUCGAUCUUCCAGGCUUAACCAAGAUUCCAAUAGGCGAUCAACCAGACGAUAUUGGCGCACAGAUACAAGAUCUUGUUCUGGAUUACAUUUCAAAACCUAAUAGCAUCAUUUUGGCAGUGACCCCUGCAACAAUCGAUUUAGCCAACUCCGAUAGUUUGAAAUUAGCAAGACAGGUGGAUCCGGAAGGAAAGCGUACGAUGGGUGUCAUCACAAAGUUAGAUCUCAUGGAUGCAGGGACAAAUGCGCUCGAUGUGCUGACAGGAAAAGUGUUUCCCUUGAAAUUAGGAUUCGUUGGUGUUGUCAAUCGCAGUCAGCAGGAUAUUUUGACGAGUAAAUCGAUGCGUGAUGCUAUCAAUGCAGAACAGCUCUUUUUCCAGAGUCAUCCAGCUUAUAGAAGCAUAGCUGAUCGUUGUGGGUCGCAAUAUUUGGCCAGACAAUUGAACCAUGUCCUUGUGAACCACAUCCGUGAAAAACUACCUGAAUUGAGAACAAAAUUGAGUUCUCUCAUCGGUCAAACGCAGCACGAGUUAUCACAGUAUGGGGAAUCAGCAUUAUCAGGGUCAAUACAACAGAGUUCACUCGUUUUGAAAUUGUUGACCUUGUUCUCAACUGAAUUUGUAUCGUCUAUUGAUGGAACAUCAUCCGAGAUUUCUACCAAAGAGCUUUCAGGAGGAGCACGUAUCUACUUUAUCUUUAGAACCGUUUUCAAGCACGCGCUGGACGCCAUCCAUCCUUGUGCAAACUUGACAAGUGCGGAUAUCCGUACGGCCAUGCGAAACUCAACAGGUCCUCGAGGAUCAUUAUUUGUGCCUGAGUUGGCCUUUGACCUCCUCGUGCGGCCUCAGAUCAGAAUGUUGGAAGCACCCAGUCUGCGUUGUGUCCAUCUGGCUUAUGAAGAAUUGACCAAGAUCUGUCAAACAUGUGGCAGUAAGGAGAUCACUCGAUUCCCAAAGCUGCAUUCCCGAUUGGUGGAAGUGGUGGCUGAUUUACUGCAAGAGAGAUUGGAACCUACCUUGUCCUAUGUGCAGAGCCUUGUGUCUAUCGAAUGCUCGUAUAUCAACACAAACCAUCCCGAGUUUCCUACUGCAGCAGAAGCGCUUAAGCAGCUAGACAAGAAGUAUAAAGAACAAGAAAGCAAUGAGCGUAAAAAGAUGAUGCGUCAGUACUUGAACAACGAGAUCGCUUUAAAUAGGACCACUAGAUCCAUGUCCAUUGCUUCUACUGCGUCAAGUAUCUCUACUAUCUCGCAUACAUCAAAGAACUCGACGAUAAAUCAAAUGUGGAAUCAGCAUCCACAUGAGAGAAUAAACAGCCAAGAAACAGCACAGACUACUCAACCAAACGAAUCAAGCAGUGAUAUCGAUGAAGGAUUUAGAAGCAAGAGCACUGAGAAAGAGGAGAGAGAAGUAGAGUUAAUACGAUACUUGAUCAUAUCCUAUUUCAAUAUUGUCAGAAAGUCGAUACAGGACCUAGUGCCCAAGGCCAUUAUGCACUUUUUGGUAAACUAUACAAAGGAGUCUGUACAGAACCGAUUAGUGUCUGCGUUAUAUCGAGAAGAAUUCUUUGAAGAACUAUUAAAAGAAGACCCAACCAUUGCUUUGGAAAGAGAAAGGUGCAAGACAAUGCUGGAAGUAUACCGUCAAGCCUCCAAUUUGGUGAAUGAAGCCUUGUAG
Messenger RNA from Rhizopus microsporus ATCC 52813, 2070 nucleotides. RefSeq lists its product as uncharacterized. The transcript is spliced from 8 exons. The coding region runs from base 1 to 2070 and encodes 689 amino acids. Gene Ontology annotation, cellular component: mitochondrion; peroxisome; cytoplasm. Gene Ontology annotation, biological process: peroxisome fission; mitochondrial fission. Lineage: Eukaryota; Fungi; Mucoromycota; Mucoromycetes; Mucorales; Rhizopodaceae. Gene Ontology annotation, molecular function: GTPase activity; GTP binding; microtubule binding. The record is from RefSeq and is a predicted model, not a curated record.